Messenger RNA from Trichobilharzia szidati, 585 nucleotides. The record is from the annotation of a GenBank genome assembly. NCBI's taxonomy places the organism in Eukaryota, Metazoa, Platyhelminthes, Trematoda, Strigeidida, Schistosomatidae.
AUGAUGACAAACCCGUCUGAGCUAGGUGAGAAAUUAAACGAAGCUUGCAGCGUUGGAGUUCUUGAAGAAGUUGUAAAUCUAGUAAAUCUUGGUGCCAAUAUCAAUCACCAAAAUAAGGUAAAUGGUAUGACACCACUUCAUUGGGCAUACACGAGAAAACAUCAGUCUAUUAUUGACUAUUUGUUACUAAAGGGUGCUGAUCCGGAUGUUAGAAGGAAUGACGGAAAAAAGCCGCAUGAAAUGCAUGAAACAGUACAGAGUACAUUCGUUCCAAAUUAUUUGAAAUGCCCCUCAUUUCCCUACAUCAAAGCCACUGAAAGUUAUCAACCUGUGAAAGCUGAUUGUCCCACUGAAACCAUUAUAAAAGUUAGAUUAGCACAGUCGGAGGAAAAAGAUUUCUAUGAAUUUGAAGCUCCUACCAAAACAUGCGAUUAUCCUUAUUUUCUUCAAAUAAUUUCUAAGGAAUUAAAUAUCAGGCCUGAUGAAAUUAAAAAAGUUCGUAAAUUGCCGAACACAAUUGUUCGCUGUGAAGCAGAUUUACGAAGAUUAUCCGACGGAACUGAACUUGAGGUUGUUACAGGAUAA